GGUUAGCUCCCGGAAGUACAACUUUGUCCUUGAUUGGAAACGUAACGUGGGGGAAUUGUUUUCAGUGUGCUCAAGUGCCUAAAUUACUAAAUUAUUAAUUGUGUAUUUAGUGUAUCGGUUCCCGAUCGUGCCCGUGAAGGGGCUGCUUUGGCCUGGGUAUUCAGAGCUGUUCUCCAUUCUCAGGCGAGUGUGCGCUUUCUUGCGGUCCUGGAGGAUGCUGCUGCACAAGUACCCCCCGCGCCUGUGGGAGGCGCUGAAGCUCAAGCAGGGCAUCUACGCCCGCCUGCCGCAGCACUAUCUCCGCUCCCUGCAGGAGACGCGCCCGCCCGCGGCCGUGCACUGGCAGCCCCUGGGGGUCAAGUUCAGGCUCAACCCCAGAACCGGCCAGCGGGAGAGAGUCCAGGAUGUCCCCAUUCCCAUCUACCACCCCCCCGAGUCCCAGAGAGGCCUGUGGGGGGGUGAAGGCUGGAUCACGGGGUACAGAUAUGCCAAUAACGAUAAGCUCUCCACACGCCUGAAGAAAUGCUGGAAGCCUCAGCUCUUUAACAGGGAACUGUACAGCGAGAUCCUUGACCACAAGUUUAAAAUCACCGUCACUGCUCGGACGCUGGAUCUCAUUGACAAGGCGUAUGGCUUUGACUUCUACAUUCUCAAGACCUCUAAGGAGGAUUUAAACUCGAAGCUCGGGAUGGAUCUGAAAAGGGCAAUGCUGCUUCGACUGGCACGCAAAGACACCGCGCUCUAUCCGGAUGACCCCGAGAGGAGAGAGAGGGUUUACACCAAGUACAAGGAGUUUGUGAUACCUGAGGAGGAGGCGGACUGGGUGGGGCUCAGCUUGGAAGAAGCAGUGGAGAAGCAGAGGCUCCUGGAACAGAAGGAUCCUGUGCCGCUGUUCAAGACCUGUGUGGAGGAGCUGGUGCAGGAGCUGGCCUGUCAGAAGCUGGCCGAGCCUGAGGUGGUGGAGAAGAAGACAUGAAGGAUCAGCACAAAGACGGAGCUGUAAAAUGCACAAACAGCUGCGUCUCGCCUGUUUGUGGUGCAGUUGCUAUGCCUCUCUUGGAAGGGAUGUUUGUUUUGUUUCAGACUGUGACAGCUGUCUCUCUAACUUAUUAUAAUAUCACAGCGAAACAUUUACGGAGGCUGGUGGUUAUUCAUGCAGGAAUGUGUUUGGGUCACGAGGGGGUUAGAUCUCUUUGUAGAUCCCUCAGAAAAGGCUUCAUACCCAAAGUAAUUUCACAUCACAAAAACUUGUAAAUAUCGUUAUUACUAUUACUGGAAACUGCAUAUUUGUCACAAAGAAUAAAAACACAUUCUUUUUGUUAUUUACAUUAAAUUUAGUUUUGUUAGAAUAAAGACUGGUAAAAGAAUA
Lepisosteus oculatus (spotted gar) is the source of this 1369-nucleotide messenger RNA. It is a transcript of the gene mrpl28, whose product is annotated as mitochondrial ribosomal protein L28. Gene Ontology annotation, cellular component: mitochondrial large ribosomal subunit. The record is from RefSeq and is a predicted model, not a curated record. Gene Ontology annotation, molecular function: structural constituent of ribosome. NCBI's taxonomy places the organism in Eukaryota, Metazoa, Chordata, Actinopteri, Semionotiformes, Lepisosteidae.